AUGCAACCCUUUUCGAACGAUUACGGUGGAGGGUACGGUGGCAAUGAGUACGACCAGCAACAACAGCAAGACAUUCCGAUGCGUCCGCAAGGCGUCGCUAGGCCGAUGGUCGACCCGGAGGCGGCGGGCGAAGUAGACCCUACGUUGUACCCGCAGGCGAAGGAGUCGACACACAAGAUCCGUGGCAAGUCCGAUAUCCUAGAGAUGCUGUUCGGGUCUGUCGACCAGGAGCUACUGCCGGUGAAGACGUUCUACUUUUUCUUCUACUCUGCUUUUGGAUCGCUGUUCCCACUGAUGGGGGUGUACUUCAAGCAAAUGGGCAUGAACCCGGGCCAAUGCGGGUUACUGAUUGGUACGAGACCUUUCGUCGAGUUCCUUUCGGCUCCGUUUUGGGGAAGUUAUGCUGACCGUUGUAAAAAGGGCAAGAUGCUAUUGCUGGCUUCGCUCGCCGCCUGGAUCAUCUUUACGCUGCCACUGGGCUUCAUUCAACCACCGGCCACGAGCUGCAUCGAGCGGAAGAAUGCGACCGAUUUUGAGCUGCGUACACCUCAGGUACCGCGUAUUCUCAAACGCUCCAUCGACGAGAGCAUGCUAGAGGAGCUCAGCUUCGGCAAGUACACUCCUGACCGGGAUCACUCCUUCACCAGAGUGGAACGUGCGGCCAGACCGAUUGCAGCUGCCGGAGUGUCUCCUCUGGAUGUAAGCUACGCUAACAACUUCAACGAAAAGCUGCAUCGCGACUGGGUUUCUCCGUUGUUCUCCUCGAUCGUGUACCGUACAGCAGACAUUCAAAAGGCGUUCUUCUUGCUGUUGCUGCUCGUCAUCAUUGGGGAGUUCUUCAGUGCCCCGGCCAUCACGCUUGCGGACUCGGCUGUUAUCACGAUCCUUGGUGAAGAUGCCGAUCGGUACGGCCAUCAGCGUAUGUUCGGUUCGUUAGGCUGGGGUUUGGCGAUGUUCUUUGUCGGCAUUGCACUCGAUCAUUCGACAGCAUUUCCCGAUCAUCCGUGUGGUCCGGAAAAGCAGGAGAAGAACUACACCAUCUGCUUCGCGACGUUCUCCGUGUUGAUGGGUGCGGCCCUGAUUUCAGCAACACAAAUUCAGUUCAAAUAUGACUACUCGGAGCCCCAAGAGCCCGUUCAGGUGGAAAAGGUCCCUCAGGAACCAACCCGCGAAGAACAGAUGCAAGCUCAACUUGCCCAACAACUGCAACUGCCCUCACUGGCCGCGUCUGGUACAGGAAUGGCCAGUGCCGCACCACCGCCAGCGGCUCUUGGUGCGCAGACCAAAAUGUUCGCACAAACCACCCGCGAAAUGCCCGAAUGGGUGACGGUCCUAAAGCAAUUUAAGAAUCUCAAGUGCGCAUCGUUCCUGUUCGUCGCCUGGUUCAUGGGCUUCGGUAUCGGACUCAUCUUCACGUUCCUAUUCUGGCAUCUACAAGACUACGGGGGCUCACCGACGCUGUUCGGUGUCGCGUCGGUCAUCAAUCACAUCUCGGAAAUCUUCGCGUACUUCUUCAGCUUUCGUCUAAUCACACAGAUUGGUCACGUCAAGGUACUCUGUCUGGGAUUGGUCGGUAACAUUCUGCGGUUCUUGUACAUCUCUUACCUCAAGAACCCAUGGUGGGUCUUACCGUUCGAGUUCAUGCAAGGAAUCACUCACGCCGCUGUAUGGGCCGCCUGCUGUUCGUACAUUGCACACAACACUCCACAACAUCUUCGAUCAUCUGCGCAAGGCGUUCUGCAAGGUCUUCACCAUGGCUUGGGAAGAGGUUGCGGUGCCGUCAUUGGCGGCAUGUUCGUCACCUACUUCGGCACAACGGCCACCUUCAGAGGAUAUGGUGUCAUAUGCAUUCUGGUACUCGCUGCGUUCGUGUUCAUCAACUUCUACCGUAAAGAUGAGGGCUUCAUCUCCGAAAUUCCCACCACAGAAGAUCCUCAUCAGGUGGCAGAAGAGACCGCUCACUUAGCCCCGCAUGGUGUUCCGAGCAAUCCUAUACCGCGAGCUCUCUCCAGCACUCGACUGAACGAGAUCGGCCAGCAGAACGUCGACAAUGGGUAUGGAACGUAUCAAACGACAGGAGGAGCCCUAGACGUUCCAGGAGGAGCUCCGAAAAAUCCGUUCGGUGCCCCACAGGGCAACGUGUACGGAGGCAACCAGUACUAGAAAUCGAAACCAACCACUAACAACCCCAUGACAAUGGUACGAAAACUUUAAUAGCACGAAGCGCUGAACAUGUCGACUGAAUCUAACGGAUUGACACACGUGGAACGUUGACGAGAGUGAAGCAGCAAACGCAGAUCGAUGUCUACAGGAACAGCACUCUGGAUGUGAAUGUUACAAAAUAUGAACUCUCUUUUAAGUACUGAGCGACAAAAGUUUCUAAACUGUGUACAUGAGCUCAAGCAUAGCCAUUCAGCCAUUCCGGCCCACGAGCCGUCGAGGAAGGACGACGGCUUCUUCGAUGUGAACCAUUAACGCGUAUCGUUAUCGGGUGGCGAGGACGCGCGAGCCACAGCCUUGCUCGUGGUUGUUAGCAGCUUAGGUAUUCUUAAGUAAAGAGACGCAUCUCUACCAGCAUCACUCGUUCAAUGAUCCCACCACGGAUAGACCACCUUCGCCUGUUGUCGGUAUUUAGUCAGCGAUUAGGCUUCCGCUGCACGUGGUUGACUUCUCGAUCACCACGAACGAUCAGCAAGCACCAGUGCGCCCUUUUUCCUGUGAGGCUAUACUUACUUACUCUAUCGUUGCUAGUGCUAGUAACUGCGUUCAGAUACGCCCCCAGAAACUAUCCCCUCAGCCUGCUAUCGUCUUUCUCUUCGUUGUUGUUUUCUCGAUUGUCUACGCUCCGUCUAGAGUGGAGACAUUCGAUUGUUAUUAAGUAGCGCGCUCGAGCGACAUAGAUGGUGCAUUAUUCUAUACUCUAUCUAUUACCGCACAUCUCAACGGGUUAGCUGGUUAUUCGCCCGUUAGACGGCGAACCUGUUAAAUCAUACUUUAAGUAAAGAGGGCAAGUAUUACCUAGAUAAAAAAGCGAAUCUAGAUCUGGUUAACAGAAUCGUGAACGGGAAGCUCCCCGCAAGCAUAUAUCUAAAACCCCACAUUCAAAAGGCGCCCGCGUCAAGGAAGAAAUGGAUACGUUCUAGGAAAAUUCCUCUCGCAAACUGUUCUACAAUUCUAACCUAGCGUAGCCUAGUUCAAGUCCUGGAGAGCUAGCCGAUUCAGAUGAACGAGACAAAGUAACAUGAUAGGUAUAGAUAUUAAUGAAUGUGGUUGCAUGACUCUCCUUCUCUCCGUUGCUUGUCAGUUGGUGUGUUUAUAAGUGUGCUAACAGUAACGAAACUUUAUCGUGUGUUAUUCGUAACAAACGUGGAAAUUCGUCGGAAAAUGACUAAACAAUCGGAAGGACUACCAAAUGAAAUGGAAGGCAAAAAAGGCAAAUUGAUACCCUUUUGAUUCAAAUCAUACGCAUCUACUCGACAUAAGGAAGAUACCCACUUUACUAAUAUGUUGACCAAUUGUGCAAUUUCGAUUAUUCUGUUACUAAAUAGACAUCGCGCGUACACACUACACAUACGUAUAUACAUACGCACACCAUAUAAAACGAAUCCUAAUGAAUCGAAACUUGAACCGAAAACCAUACCAUGGCACAACGAAUUUUACUAUUAUUUGCAAAUAUCCGUUGCAAGAAAUGGCCAGAAAGAUGAGCGUGUUUAGAAUUACGAACGUUAAGCAUACAAUCAUGAGGAGCCAGCGAUGCCUCGUUUCAUUUCGCUCCAGCAUUCCUUUGCCACGAGGUGCCACGAGGCGCUUUAGUACAACGUUUGCUGGAUUAAGUUCUUUAUGGUGUUCGCGUUUCUUCUAGUAAUGUCGCGCUUACCAGCAACUAGACAAGGUACAUACAAUCUGAUAUAGUAUAAAUGACAGUGGCUAUUUACGGCACACGUAAACAUCACACGCAAAAGCUUUAUUAUCUCUAGCGAGACAUCAGUGCGCAUAUCAGUUUUCAACCUUAUACUUGAAUGAUGUUUUUAUUGAGCGGAGUAUAUUUAAAUCAUCGGCGUAUUGGAUCGUUGAAGGGUGCACUCAAGCACUAAUGGUUUUUGAUCGAAAUCAGUCGGGUGCCUGGUGAGGCGGGGUACGAUAGGGGCACAGAUUCCGAUCACAUCUUACAGAGGGUAUUUACUAAGUAUAGCAAAAUAUAUACAUAUAUACACACAAAACCUAUAAACUAUUGAUGCACUAAAGAUCGAGAGCAGGAUCAGCUACAGUCAGGCGGCACACCUUCUAUUGUACUCUAUUCCGUUAAUCGCCGCUUGGUUUGCCACGGCACUUCAUGUAUUCUAUCUACAAAAGUAUUAGAACGGAAAAGAUAUUGUUAGUUUCACGAGAGAAGUUACGCAGUUAUCUUCAAUCCUGUCGGUAUUGUUUUGUCUGCUUCCAGAGGGUCAUCUUUGAAUCCCAGGUACUAUCAAGUAUUUCCCUAUUCUGCUGAUUAUUAUCCUUAACGUAUCCUCCUACAUGUUUUCACAAACUAGCGUGAGUCGAAAACCUGAACAUACCAGUAAAUCAGAAUAAUAACAUAGAGAAUAUUCGCACUGAUAUAUUACAAUCAAGCAGACAGGAGUAUAACCGUUCGAAACAUACAAGCCCAUGAUCGAUGUACAGCACCAACUAUCGAGAACUACGUGAAAGAACAACCCACACGACGCAAGACGCACUCACCCACAAGUAUUGUAAGAAAUGCACCGCUAAGAACUUACGCUGUAAAGAUAUCUCUAACUGCAUAUGCAAUCUCACCAUCAUGGGCAAAUAAAGACAAACGUUAAGAACGU
Molecule: messenger RNA, 4832 nt
Organism: Anopheles nili
Lineage: Eukaryota; Metazoa; Arthropoda; Insecta; Diptera; Culicidae
Gene: jef
Product: major facilitator superfamily domain-containing protein 6
Exons: 11
Coding region: 1-2163 (720 amino acids)
Cellular component (GO): membrane
Source: RefSeq, a predicted model, not a curated record